Molecule: messenger RNA, 1200 nt
Organism: Pogoniulus pusillus (Red-fronted tinkerbird)
Lineage: Eukaryota; Metazoa; Chordata; Aves; Piciformes; Lybiidae
Gene: LEPROT
Product: leptin receptor overlapping transcript
Exons: 5
Coding region: 136-531 (131 amino acids)
Biological process (GO): negative regulation of growth hormone receptor signaling pathway; late endosome to vacuole transport via multivesicular body sorting pathway
Cellular component (GO): endosome
Source: RefSeq, a predicted model, not a curated record
GAACAGCAGCUGCCGGCACCAUGGCAACGCCUCUCCCCCAGCGGCGCCACAGCGCAUCACGUGACGCAGAAAAGGGCGGGCUCGCUGGGCCGGAAGUUGAGCGCCGCCGCCUCGGCUCGGCUCCGCGCCCGCGACAUGGCUGGCGUCAAAGCUCUCGUGGGGCUGUCCUUCAGCGGAGCCAUCGGGUUGACAUUCCUCAUGCUGGGUUGCGCCCUGGAGUACUACGGUGUGUAUUGGCCUCUGUUUGUCUUAAUAUUUUACUUCAUCUGCCCCAUUCCUCACUUCAUUGCAAAAAGAGUGAGCGAUGACAGUGAUGCAGCUAGCAGUGCCUGCAGGGAACUGGCAUAUUUCUUUACAACUGGAAUUGUUGUUUCUGCGUUUGGAUUGCCUAUAAUCCUUGCACGAGUUGAAGCGAUCAAAUGGGGAGCCUGUGGUCUGGUGCUGGCUGGCAAUGCAGUCAUUUUCCUUACCAUUCUAGGCUUUUUUCUUGUGUUUGGUAGAGGAGAUGACUUUAGCUGGGAGCAGUGGUAGGACAUCGCUCUGGUGCUGUUGGUGGUGGGUACCUCAUGAAACAGCAGAUGGAGCAAGUACUUUUUCUUCUUUUGAAGCAGCUCCAUACACUAAUUCUCAAAGUGAACUUCAUGGAGGCUUUUACUUUAAACUGUUUGACAUUAAAAAUUGUAUUUAAAUCACGGAAAUCUUCCUUGACCUCUUUAAAAGUAAAUUUGCUUGAAUGAGGCUUUGGUAUCAAGAGCUUCACUCUUCCAUACAAAGCUGGUGCUUUGAUGGCCAGUGCUGGGCAUACUGCCAGUAUCUACCAGUAGCAAUUGCCUGUGGUUUCUCUGAAAUGGUUUCCCUCUCUGGAAGUGAAUGCUGUGUACCCAAAAGUGCCUUAAUUUCCAGAGCAUGCUGAUCUGGGGAAUGCAGCUACGUGGCACUAUCACUGUGUCAUAAUCAGCUGAGAAUCUGCUACUGCCUUUUAUAAAGCUUCCUUCUCAACUAAACAUGCUUGCUCUAACUCAGAUGCAGUGUAGCUUUUGUUACUUCUGUAAACACUGGGUUUUCUUUGCUAUGACUGCCAGGUUCUUGAGGUGAUGAAGUAUUAAAACAUGGACAUUAAAAUGUAUUCUACGUUUCUUUUUGAAGUGUCUAAUAAAACUGACUUUUGGAAUCAUCUAAUAAACACAUCCUAUACUCAAA